GUCAUUGUCUGGCUGUCAAUUGCAAUGGUCAUGGCCUUGGACUUUCUGGCACCCGUUCUGACGUUUUUCGGCUGCAUACCUCUCGAUAAGAAUUGGAAUGUUAUGUACCAGGGUUGGUACAGAUGCUGAGCAAAGGUGCGUCUCGAGCUCUCGUGCACACAGGGGGGUGAGUAACAUUGUCACCGAGGUAUUAUGGAGAGCAUGACAGUGACGGUGCCACAAAUACCAGAAACAGAAGCAAAUGAGCCUGUCGACGAGAACGACGACGAUAUUGACGACUUGUUCGAUUCAGAAGACGAAGAUGCGCCCGACCUGGUCGAAUCAAGCAAUCCCAGUGACUUCACAAAAACCUACAAUAGACAGCGGAAACUAAACGACCCGUCGAUACCCGCCGAUUACAAACCCAAGAACAACCCACAAAAGCCCUCCGCAAACACAAAUCUCUCACUAGACGAUCAGGUCGCAGCACUGUCGAAGCAUGCCAGCAAAAUCCGCCUCGACAACCGAUUCAGCGGUGCCACUGGCGGCAGUGCGCGUGACAAGGAUAAAGCAGACCGCGCCACAACCGAGCAGGUGCUGGACAGGAGAACGCAAAUGAUUUUGCUCCAGCUCAUCAACCGCAACACAAUCAGCGAAUUGAACGGUGUCAUCUCCACUGGCAAGGAAGCCAACGUCUACCAUGCCAUCAGCGAAGACCCUGAAAAUGGCGAGCAGACACACCGCGCAGUCAAAGUCUACAAGACAGCCAUCCUGGUUUUCAAGGAUAGGGCAAAAUACGUCGAAGGCGAAUUUCGAUUCCGCCAGGGAUACAGCAAAGGCAACAACCGCGCAAUGGUGAAGCUCUGGGCUGACAAAGAGCGUCGCAAUCUUGCACGCAUUCACGAUGCCGGCAUCCCCUCGCCCGAACCCAUUGCGCUCCGCACACACGUACUCGUCAUGGGUCUUGUAGGCGACCGCAAAGGCAAGCCCGCGCCGCGACUUAAGGAUGUGCGCUUUGAUGGUUUGACAGGCGAGGAAGAGGACGCGAAAUGGACAGACCUGUAUAUUGAGAUGCUGGCAUACAUGCGCAUCUUGUACCACACGUGUCGCCUUGUGCACGCAGAUUUGAGCGAGUACAAUGUGCUCUACCACCAGGGACGACAGUGGAUGAUCGAUGUCUCGCAAGCCGUUGAACACGACCACCCGCGCUCUCUGGAAUUCCUACGCAUGGACGUCAAGAACGUGUCAGACUUCUACCGAUCAAGGAAUGUCGAGGUUCUCAGCGAGCGAAAAGCGUUUGCGUUCAUCACCGCAGAGGCGGGAGAAAAGGAGGUCAAGGAGAUCGAAGCUAUCUCAAACAAUGCGCGUGAAGUCAUGAAGCGCGAGCCGCAGACCGAGGAAGAGAAGAAAAAAGAAGAGGAGGAUGAUGAGGUCUUCCGUAAUCAAUACAUUCCGCAAACCCUCGACCAAGUCUACGACAAAGAGCGCGAUGCCGACCUCGUCAACGCCGGCGAAGCCUCGUCACUGCCCUACCAAGAUCUGCUCGCCAACACGGUCACCGCUGCCAAUGCCGCGAACGCUGCGGAAGGCGACCAGUCGGGUGAAGGCGGAGUGGAACUGGAGUCUUCAGACGAGUCAGACGGGAGUGAUGUCGACCAGAGCAUAUUCGACAAAGGCCCUUCGCGGGGCAAGAAGAACAUGGACAAGGACGAGAAGUUGGCACACAAGAAAGCCGUCAAAGCCGAAAAAGCGGAGAAGAGGAAGGAGAAGAUACCUAAGCAUUUGAAGAAAAAGUUGGUCAGCGCGAGCUCGAGAAGGAAAUAG
Macroventuria anomochaeta is the source of this 1803-nucleotide messenger RNA. RefSeq names its product RIO1-domain-containing protein. Gene Ontology annotation, molecular function: ATP binding; protein serine/threonine kinase activity. Bases 193 to 1803 code for a protein of 536 amino acids. Gene Ontology annotation, biological process: maturation of SSU-rRNA. The transcript is spliced from 2 exons. The record is from RefSeq and is a predicted model, not a curated record. Gene Ontology annotation, cellular component: preribosome, small subunit precursor; cytosol. Lineage: Eukaryota; Fungi; Ascomycota; Dothideomycetes; Pleosporales; Didymellaceae.